Fopius arisanus is the source of this 4481-nucleotide messenger RNA. RefSeq names its product THO complex subunit 2-like protein (gene tho2). The record is from RefSeq and is a predicted model, not a curated record. Gene Ontology annotation, cellular component: THO complex part of transcription export complex. Bases 81 to 4364 code for a protein of 1427 amino acids. Lineage: Eukaryota; Metazoa; Arthropoda; Insecta; Hymenoptera; Braconidae. The transcript is spliced from 12 exons. Gene Ontology annotation, biological process: mRNA export from nucleus; mRNA processing. Gene Ontology annotation, molecular function: mRNA binding.
GACUGUGUAACGUGCGUUGUUGAUGCGGUCGUGUUUUUUAACAAAUUGAAACACAAGAGUUGUGUAAUAUCAAAUGAGAUAUGGCGAUUAAUAGAGGGUGGAAUUCUGAUUUAUGGAAAUCAUGGGACAAAUACGGAAAAAAUGAUUUCCUCAAGAUAAUCAAGCAGAAGUAUAAGGAAGGCGACACCACAGAAUGGAGACGAGGAUUGUACGAAUUGAUCUCAAAUGGAGUCCAAGGCAAUUUAAAGAAAGACAAUGUUGUCUCAACCCUGGGAGAACUGAUCAACAUCGAUGCAGCCAUACCCUCUACAAUCGUCGAUUUAUUCACCCUAAUAGAUGCCGAGGUUGUGAACGACAACCGAAACAACUUUUAUUACAUCGUAAAAGAAAGCGAAAAGUUUUUAACAGAUCGAAUACUCAAAGAACGACUGGAGAUUGACACUCUGCAGGACGUUGGAAUUCUUAAAAAUCGAAACUUUAACACAAAGUUCGUCAAAGUGAAGACAAAACUUUUUUACAAACAGCGUAAAUUCAAUUUAUUUCGAGAGGAGAGCGAGGGCUAUUCCAAACUGAUAGUAGAAUUGAAUCAGGAAAGACCGGCGAGUGAAGUCUCGAAUACUCUAGAAAUCGUGAAGUCUCUCAUAGGCUACUUCAACCUCGACCCCAAUAGGGUACUGGACAUAGUCCUGGAGACGUUCGAGAAUCGCCCCCAGGAUGAUGCCCUUUUCAUCCCCCUGAUAAAAUCCUACAUGUGUGACGAGCAAGUUCUCUGCGAAGUCCUAGGUUUUAAGUAUCGCUCAACCGUAGAAUCAACCCCCUUCUCCCUCCAGAAGCUCACAGCCCUGAUGCUCCAGCACAAAGUGGUUCACCUGGACAACAUUCUGCCUUGGCUAAUUCCCGACGACAAAAUCAUAAUCAAGGAUCACGAGCAAGCGAUGCGUUCAGCAAAGGAAUACGUAAGAAAGAUGAGUAUAAUAUCGACAAAAGAUCGUGAAGAUGUUCCAGAGGAGCGUGAACCCGUACAGGACAAGUACUCAGGAAACCAGAAGUUCGGUCUCUGCGAGGCCCUCCUGGAGAUUGGUGCUUGGGACGUAGCCCAGACUCUCUUCAGUCGUCUUCCAGAUCACAGCUUGACAGAUCAGCGGCCAAUAGCUCUCGCCCUCUGUCGAAUGGUCCAGUCGAUCGUUGAGCCUGUCUACCGCAAGCACUGCAUUAUAUCUCCAAAGCUCCCAGGGAGAAAAAUACCUCCCAUGAGCAAUCCCCUUGCACCAAAACCGAUGAAUGAUUUCAAUGACAUUCACGACCACCUGUUGCCAAUGCUGAUAGCCCUCGGGCCAAACCUCCAUCACGAUCCCAUUCUCAUGUACAAAAUAAUGAGAAUCUGUCAUGCUGCUAUCAAGCAAUAUCCUCUCGAUUCUAAUAAAAAGCCCAUCGACAAGAGCAAUAACGUUUACUACGACAUCCUAACAAUUCUGGAUGUAGCCCUGCUACCCGCAUUGUCUUUUAUGGAUUGCAAUUGUUGUGUUGCUGAAGAGAUGUGGAAUAUCCUCAAGUAUUAUCCCUAUCAGAAUCGGUACUGUCUCUACGCCAGGUGGAAAAAUGAUACACCAAUGCAGCACGCUGCACUCCUUCGGAAACGAGCUGACGCGCAGAAAAAAAUCAAGUCGAUCAUGAAGAGAGUGAGCAAGGAGACCAUCAAACCAGUUGGAAGGACAAUUGGCAAACUCACACACUCAUCCCCUGGAGUACUUUUCGAUUACAUUCUCAUUCAGAUCCAACUGUAUGAGAAUCUUAUCGGACCCGUUGUCGACUCUCUGAAGUAUCUAACGAAUAUUUCAUACGAUGUCCUUGGGUAUUGCCUGGUGGAGGCACUCGCUGGUGCUGAUAGAGACAGGCUGAAACACGAUGGUAACAGCAUAUCCCAGUGGCUCCAAUCACUCGCGUCUUUCUGUGGGGCGAUUUUCAAGAAAUACAAUAUUGAACUCACCGGGCUGCUUCAGUAUGUGGCUAAUCAAUUAAAGGCGCAAAAAAGUCUUGAUCUGUUGAUACUUAAGGAGAUUGUUCAGAAAAUGGCGGGAGUAGAGGCGGCCGAGGAAAUGACUGCUGAUCAGCUUGAUGCCAUGGCUGGGGGUGAUCUUUUGAAAACUGAGGCGGGUUACUUCAGUCAAGUACGAAAUACGAAGAAGUCCUCGCAACGACUGAAAGAUGCCCUUGCCGAGAACGAUCUGGCAGUGGCCCUGUGCCUGCUGAUGGCCCAGCAGAAGCACUGUGUAGUCUACAGAGAGACGGACAAGUCCCACCUGAAAUUAGUUGGUAAGCUCUACGAUCAGUGUCAAGACACCCUCGUACAAUUCGGCACAUUCUUGGGACAAACGAUGACUGUAAACGAGUACGUGGAACGUUUGCCAGGGAUCCACAAUAUGCUCCAAGACAAUCACAUCCACGCAGACGUGGCAUUUUUCCUGGCUCGACCAAUGUUCUCCCACGCAAUAAAUAUAAAGUAUGACUCUCUCCGCAAAGUCGAUCCAAACUACAAAAGAAUGUCAGCCUCAGUAAAGCAAGCAAAAUGGGCAGAGGCUGCUCAAGCGGUAAUGGCACCAGUUGCCCUGUCAGUUCGUCCCCUGCAUCCACCAAAAGUCUGGGAGGACAUAUCCCCCCAGUUUCUGGUGACCUUCUGGUCGUUAUCGAUGUCUGAUCUCUUUGUGCCAGUAGAGAGCUACCAGAGGGAGGUGAAUCGACUGAAGCAGCUGGCAGCCCAGGCAGCUGACUCCAAAGACAUGAAUGCCAGCAAAGGAAAGAAGGAGCAGGAGCGUUACACAACUCUCAUCGACAAGCUUCAGGAUGAGAGGAAGAAGCAGGAGGAGCACGUUGAAAAGGUACUGGCGUACCUCAGACAGGAGAAGGACUCGUGGUUCCUAUCACGAAGCCCCAAAUCAGCCAAGAACGAGACAAUCACACAAUUCCUUCAGCUGUGUCUCUUCCCGAGGUGCACAUUUACAGCUGUCGAUGCCAUGUACUGCGCUAAGUUCGUUCAUACAAUUCAUUCACUCAAGACAGCCAACUUCUCCACUCUCCUCUGCUACGAUCGUCUCUUUUGUGAUAUCACUUAUUCGGUUACCUCUUGCACUGAGAACGAGGCUAAUCGCUAUGGCAGAUUUCUCUGUGCCAUGCUGGAGACUGUCAUGAGGUGGCACUCGGAGAAGGCAAUAUUUGACAAAGAGUGUAGCAAUUAUCCGGGUUUUGUCACUAAGUUUAAGGUUAGCAAUCAGUUCUCGGAGGCUAAUGACAUGGUCGGCUUUGAGAAUUAUCGUCAUGUGUGUCACAAGUGGCAUUAUAAAAUCACCAAGGCCAUUGUUGUGUGCCUGGACUCGAAGGAUUACGUGCAGAUCAGAAAUUCAUUUAUCAUAUUGAUUAAGAUUCUUCCACAAUUCCCUGUGAUUGCUAAACUCUCGGGGAUCCUUGAGAGAAAGGUAGAGAAAGUGAGGGAGGAGGAGAAGGGACAGAGGCAGGAUUUACAUGUGUUGGCGACGUCCUACAGUGGUCAGCUCAAGGCCAAGACACCCCAUAUGAUCAAGGAGGCCGAGUUCCAUCAUGUUAAUGACAGAACUGCCAAGAGCCAAGAGGGUGGUAAUAAUGAAAGCAGUGACAAGGUCAGCAAUGGAAUUGGCUCCAAGGAGGGGGUCAGCAAUGGAGAGACCAGGGAGAAGGAGAAGGAGAGUAAGGACUCCAGAGAGAAGAGGUCUGUUAACAAUUCUGGAAAUCAUGAGGUCGUGGAGAAGGCUAGAAAGAAAGAGGACAGCAAGGAUGUGUCUGAUGCCAAGGAAAAAUAUGUCAAGAAGGAAGAAAAAGGCGAUAAAGAUGAUGAGGGGGAGAAGAAGGAGAGAAAGUCGAAGGAGGAAAAUUAUUAUAGUGGAGGGGUUGAUCAUUUGGAUAGGGAUUUAUCUAGUGUGUCAAAUAGUAGUGCUAGUAGCGCGGGACAGAAUCAGGAGGCUGAGAGAGAGCCCAAAAGGAGAAAAGUUGAGAGCAUUCCUAAAGAGAGUAGACGCACUGAAGGUGUCAGUGAGAAGAAAGAACGAUCUGCCAAGACAAAAGUCAGAGAUGAGCAGAAAGAAUUAAGACGGGAGAAAAAACUCGGUCGUAAGAGGGAUCGAACUGAAGAAGUCGUCGUUGCUGCUGAGCAAAAGCGAAGAAAAGACGAUGAUCGGGCAAAAAAUACCCAUCAAAAUGGCGACGUCUCAGAGCAUAGAGAAAAACAUCAUUAUAGCAAGGAGAAAUCCCCGUACACCAAGGAGAGAACUCACGAGCGUGAAGGACGUGAAGGCAGAGAUAAACACAGGAGGAGUUCGGACCCCAAACGAAGAUGAUGUAAACCAACCGACGGAGUUUGACUUACAUUUUAUAUUCCCGCGUUUGAAUGUUGUAUGUAAUAACAGCAAAAACUUUCAAAGAAAAUAAUAAUAAUAAUGAUAGAAGUAAUAAAA